AUGAGCGGCUAUCUCUGGAAAUACUUUCUCGAAGAUGAUGUCGACAGCUUUCGGCAUGUCCUCGCAACACCCACGCACACCAACCGGCCGGCAGCACAGAAGAGCCUGAGUGGCUGGCAGUCGGGCCCAUCUCCCGCGCCUACAAAUGGCAGUCCGGGUAGCUACAAUGCUUCUCCCAUGACAGCUGCAAAGGCUCGCAGAACAGGCAUGGGUGUAGCCGCCAGCUUGAGUCGCUUUGACAUCAACAGUCGCGAUGCCGCAGGAAUGACUAUACUGCAUCAUGCCGCCUCAUCCAUGGCCGACAGUGCCGUCGAUUUUGCACAAGCACUGCUAGAGCACCCCUGGACAGACUUGUACAUUCAAGAUGCCGAAAAUGGCUGGACCGCCCUCCAUAGAGCCUUUUACUUUGGCAACAUUGCCAUUGCACGCCUCAUCUUGAACAGAGAUGCCCAGGACAUUUUAGGCCAGGGCUCCAGCGCUUUCAACCAGCAUGCCCGUGGACUUGUCAAGAUCAAGGACAAGGAGGGUUAUGGUCCCCUAGACUUGUUCUCCAUGACCAUCAAAGACCGGACUUUACGCCCGGAAGAGGGUCCUAUUCUUGAUUCAGAUUCGGACGAUGAAUUGGCUCACGCAGACAGCGCUGACAUGGAUGACGAAAUGCGCAAGAGGCUGAUUGCCCCGCCCGUCUCGCUGGAUGGCGAUGAAGUGUACACGUUUGGCAGCAACAAAAAUGUAACCCUUGGUUUCGGAGAUGAAGAUGAUCGGCAAUUCCCUGAACGCAUCACUUUGCGCAGACCAGAUCACCUUCUGCAACGUUUCUACAGGGAGCACCUUGACCGGCAAAACCAACAUUUUGCAGCCUUGGGCAUUCCCACUCAGGACUCGAGCCCGCAACCGCGCAGUACAGUAGACUUACCGAUACAUAUUCGAAACACGCCAAUACUCAUUCAAGAUGUUCGAAUGUCCAAGUUGCACACCGCUGUACUAACGGCAGAUCCAGUUUCUAACUUGUACAUGUGUGGCCAUGGCCCAGGUGGUCGCUUGGGCACAGGCAACGAAACUACGAGAUAUCAGUUUACCUGUAUUGAAACUGGUGGAUUGGGGCACAAGCACGUUGCCGCCAUCGCUCUGGGGCAAAAUCAUACUUUGGCAAUUACAGAAGAAGGCGAAGUCUUCUCAUGGGGCAACAAUGCUUACGGACAACUUGGUUAUGCAUUGCCCAAGCCAGCCGUGAAAGACGAUGACCCAAUCUCGACCAUACCACGACAGAUCUUUGGACCGCUCAAGCGCGAAAUCGUCACAGGCAUCGCCGCAUCGCGCAUACACUCAGUUGUACACACAUCCACUUCCCUGUAUACAUUUGGCAAAAAUGAAGGCCAGCUGGGCAUUGUCGACUCCGACGCUCGAUCUUUGGGAAUGCAAGUCAUCCCUCGGAAGAUUGCCGCUGCCCUCUUCUCCAGUCCCAUUCAUUCGGUAUCGGCUAUCGACGGUGCAACAAUAUGUCUCUUGGAGAAUCGUGAAGUCUGGGUUUUUGCAAACUAUGGUUACGCAAAAGUCAGCUUUCCUUUGGAUGGAUUCACGAGCAACUUCCUCAAAGAAAGUUGGUUAACCACCAAGUACGACACUGCACCCAACAAAAUCAGCAAAAUCACUUCGGGCGGAGACACCAUAUGUGCACUGUCCACUUCGGGCGAAGUCUUUACUGUCGCCGUCAGCCGGCGCUCCGAAUCCUCGCAAGACUCUGGUACCUCUACAACGAAUCCUAAACAGAUUAGGGGAGCUCUCUCUGCCCCUUUCCGUAUUUGGUCGUCUAAGAAGAGUCACAUGGCAGCAAGGGAUGUGGAUGUUGACCAGGACGGAUCCAUCAUAUUGACGACCGAAGUUGGUAGUGUCUGGAGACGCACAAAAAGAGCCACCAUCAAAAACGCGGCAGUCACAGCUGCUAUCGAAAGCAAACCAAAAGACUACAAGUUCCAGCGCGUUUCAGGUCUUACUCGAGUUAUUGCUGUCCGGGCGUCUGCUUUUGGGGCAUACGCCGCGAUACGCAAGGAUUGUGAUGUUACCCGGACACAGAUAGGUGUCGAUGAAGCCAGCCUGUGGGAGAACUUCUCGCCUUUGCUGGCUUUCCACGAGUUGACAAACUACGAAGAGACGUCUGACGAUGAGGAGCCUACGCCGAGGUUUUGGACAAGGGGCGCAGACGCACAAGGCCUUCGCAAGCGAGUUCUCAAAUCCAAAGAUCUGGAAACUGAGACAACAGAGGUUGUGCAACGCUCCGACUACGCCAUUCCGGAUUUAUUGACCAUAAAGGAGGACGACCAAAAGCUCGUCUUGAUAUUCCAAGGUAUCGACUUCUUGACUCUUUUCAACUUGGUCCUGUAUGCCUACACCGACUCAGUUGUCGAUUUCUGGAACGUCACUCGGCACUACCCUACCAUGGCACACAGAUAUCGCGCCGUGAGGACUGAACUGAUGAAGAUUGCUCUACGUCUGGAAAUGCGGCAACUUGAACCUGCUGUGCGACAGAUGGUACAUCCGCGAAAGUCUUUGCACGUCGAUAUGGAGCUGGCUAUCAAAGACGAGUCCUUCUUCCAAAGUGGCGAUGUCAUUGUCGAUCUUGCCGACGGUGAAAUGUUACUGCACUCGGAUGUUAUCUGCCAGCGCUGUCCCUUUUUCGAGGGCCUGUUUAGAGGACGCGCUGGUGGUCAAUGGCUUGCAGGAAGACAAAACGACGAGUCUUCUCUGAUUCACAUCGAUUUGACUCACGUCGAGACGCGUCUUUUUGAGCUUGUGGUUCGCCACUUGUACACAGACGCUGGCGAGGAGAUUUUUGCAGAUGUUACAAGCGAAGAUCUCAACGACUUGCUGGCCCUCGAUGAACUACUCGACCAUGUCAUGGACGUCAUGUCUGUUGCCAAUGAGCUGAUGUUGGACCGUCUCUCGCAAAUUUGCCAGAGACUGAUUGGUCGUUAUGUCAAUGCUCGAAAUGUUUGUUCUCUUCUUACAGCAGUCGCACCUAGUUCGGUGGCAGAGUUCAAGGAUGCCGCUCUUGAAUAUGUUUGCCUCAGUCUAGAAGCGGUCAUGCAAAAUGGCUCUCUGGACGAAUUGGACGAGGACUUGCUACUAGAGCUCAACCAGGUUGCUCAUGAGAACCAGCUUGCCUACUUGCCGUUUGCGCGAAGUGGGCGGGCUGAGACACUUUUGUUUGAUCGAUACCCGGAGCUUGCUGAAAGGAUAGAGCGAGGAAAGCGCGCCAAGAUCGACGCAAUAGUGUUGUCGAACAAAUAUGCAGAGAGCGAGAACAUGUCAAGCUCCUUCAGAGCACAGAGUCUAGAAGAGGUAGCAGCCUCGCCUCUCCGCCAGCGUAACAAAAGGCGGGCGUCCAAGGAGGUCAAGAGUCCUGCGCUGGCUCCCACGCUCCAAGGCAAGUCUUCUGCCCAAGACUUGAUGUUUGAAAUGUCGGAUGGAGAGGAAGAGACCGACAUGCCCAAGAGAAUCAAGCCCCCACGUUUCACCGAAGAGGGAGAGGUCGAGAGGGGAAUUGAAACACCCAUCGGGUCCCUCGAGUCGCCCUGGGGAUCUGUUCAGAAGCCAAGCCGGCCAUCACUGCAAAGUUUUGUAAGAGACGGAGACAUUCCUCUCAAAUCUGUUAGUCCUUCACCACCACCUGCCAUCAAGGAGACAAGGCCGCCCGAUCAACCUUGGGGUACAGCACCACUUGCAGGCCCUAAGCUUGAUCUCAAAGACAUAAUGGCCCAGGAUUCUUCAGCUACGCCUUCGAAUCUAUCGCUCGGAUUCUCUCGAGGAGAGAACGAACGCAUUGCCAAGGCAGCACAUACAAAGCUUUCUCAAAAGGAACGCAAGCGCCUUCAACAGGCUCAGCAACUCGGCACAUCAAUCGAAAAAACACAACCUGCGCCGCCAGCUGUGUCGCCAUGGCAGGCUGCUGCGCAUCGGAAACCAAGCGCCCCUCCAGCUAUAUCUCCGGUAGCACAACCACAGCCUAAGCCUUCGCCACAGCCUUCGCGUGCCUCCAGCACACCUCAGCUGACCAUGCGCCAAACCGUUGCGAACAAGGGAGGAAACUCCAAGCAAAGGGAAAAGCGUAACGCAUCGCAAAGCCAAGAGGCGCUCGGCAGUCCGUCUCCUUCAAAGACCCGUCCCGCAGCUUCUGAGCGAGGAAUGUCAGUUUCAACAGAUCCAAUUCCUACACCUCGGUCUGUGCGCCAUAUCCCUCUACCCCAACAUUCUCCGACUUCACCCAGUCAGCACCUCAGCAUGAUGGAGAUUUUAUCACUGCAAGAGGCUGAAAAGACGUCAAUACGCGAUGCAGCAGCAAAGCGUAGUCUUCAAGAGAUUCAGCAGGAGCAAGAGUUCCAACAGUGGUGGGAUCAAGAAAGCAGGCGCGUCAUUGAGGAGGAAGAGCAGACAAAGCGCCUAAUAGAGCGAUACUCCAAAGCUGCUGGCCAGGGCAGAGGCAAGGGAAGGAAUCCAAAGGGAGCAAAGGCAAAAGGACAGGACAAGAAAGACGGCGGCCAAGACGCUACACACGGCAAAGGAAAGAAGGAAUCAAAGCCUGGUCCUCUCCCUCCUCCCCCUGCCUCUGCCAGCGAGAAUCCGCAACCAAAAGCACCUGCAAAACAAGACGGUGCCAGCCGAGGCGGCCGAGGAAGAAUCGGUCGUGGUGGGCGUGGUGGUUCUCGAGGCGGACGCGCUCAGGGAAUACCCAGAGAUGGUGCCGCGUCGCAGCAAGGACCAGUUGCCACGGCGUCGCAGUCUUGAGUUGUCGGAAACACCAUAAUUUUUUUUU
Bipolaris maydis ATCC 48331 is the source of this 4810-nucleotide messenger RNA. RefSeq lists its product as uncharacterized. Gene Ontology annotation, molecular function: protein binding. Lineage: Eukaryota; Fungi; Ascomycota; Dothideomycetes; Pleosporales; Pleosporaceae. The record is from RefSeq and is a predicted model, not a curated record.